CCUCUUGAGGUUACAAAAUUCAGCUUGAAGUUGACAACUUUGUUCAAAACAAGAACCAAUGAUGUUGAACUACCACCUUUUCUUUAAUAAUAAUUAAUGAAUAAGUAAAUAAAUAAAAGAAACAAAUUAUGUAUGUCAAAUUUCAUGGUGAAGGCUAAUUAUUAGACUGGCUGAGAACUAACUUAUUCAUCACUUUCUCUCCCAUUCCGAGUGUAAGUAAGCAGAAACUCACACAAUUCUAAGUGAUAAGAUAAUGGUUCAUUCUGCACGAUAAGAUAAUAAAGAAAGCCUACCAAAACAGGAAUAUUUUAUUCUCAAUCCUGCUCUGCUAUAUCAUGGAAUGCCUAAAAAUAAUUUUGUAAUGAAAACUGAUACUAUCAGUCAGCUGAUAUAGAUGAUCCCCCAAAUUUAGCCACAGAAGAAAACAAGACCCUGCCUACUUGUAACAGAAUACCACUUCCAGCUUCUGUUUACCCAUCAAACUUCUUACGCCUCAAAUAUAACACAUAGUCUUCCACUUUUGGGUGUUGAAGUGUUUUGGUAAUCUGCUGCUACAUGUGAUAUUGCUGGUAUUGGAAAUAAGAAAGAAAGAUUUCUGGGAUUUGGUUCUUUAUGGCAUGAGAGCACCAAAAUUUGGAUGAUUUAAGGAUAUCUGUUUCUGGGUUUUGUAGAUUACUACUAUUAUAUAAAUAUUAUGGUAAUGGAGAUCGUCAUCUCUGUGAUACUAUUGUUUGUGGGUAUUACUGUUUUGGUGCUGAUUCAUGUUUGUAUAGUUGGAAGAGCUUUCAGGAGAAGGUAUGAGAAUGAUCAGGAUAUGGUUGCAGCACGGAUUAGCCGCAGUAGCAGUAACAGGAAUGGAAGCAAAGUGAUCGCAAACGAGGAUUUGAAGGAUCUUCCAUGCUUCGAGUUCAAGGCAACAGAGAGGGGAGAGACUAGCUCUGCGGAUUGUGUUGUUUGCUUAGAGAACUUCAAUGUGGGUGAUAAAUGCAGACUACUGCCGAACUGCAAGCAUAGCUUCCAUUCCCAAUGCAUAGAUUCAUGGUUAGUGAAGACUCCCAUUUGCCCAAUUUGUCGAACCAGUGUCAAUCCUCCGAACACUGGUGUCAUUUUGAGUCAAGAAAGCAGUGUCUCAUUGGCUGUUGGAGUUGAAUUAGCAUAGCGAAACUGGAUUUCAUUUGGGACUUGCCUGUACUCCGAUUUGUCAAUCCAUCAUACUGAUCAAAUCAGCUUUCA
Molecule: messenger RNA, 1233 nt
Organism: Manihot esculenta (cassava)
Lineage: Eukaryota; Viridiplantae; Streptophyta; Magnoliopsida; Malpighiales; Euphorbiaceae
Product: RING-H2 finger protein ATL56
Exons: 2
Coding region: 695-1159 (154 amino acids)
Source: RefSeq, a predicted model, not a curated record